Messenger RNA from Stegodyphus dumicola, 777 nucleotides. RefSeq lists its product as uncharacterized. The record is from RefSeq and is a predicted model, not a curated record. NCBI's taxonomy places the organism in Eukaryota, Metazoa, Arthropoda, Arachnida, Araneae, Eresidae.
AUGGCAGAAACUUAUUGGAUCGAACGUGUUCAGGAGCGAAAUUUCACAAAUGAAAUACGGGCAUUGAAGAACAACGAAGAAUUAGGUUCAAAAUCAAAACUGAAAUCCCUCAGUCCAUUUGUAGACGAAAGUGGUGUAAUUCGUGUUGGUGGACAAAUAGAAAAUUCAAAUUUGGAUUACAAACAAGCACAUCCAAUCGUGUUACCCGACAAAGAUCAUUUGACUGAUCUAAUUAUUCUUCACAGUCAUCAGGUGGUAGGGCACGGAGGAAUAGCAGAUACUUUAAAUCAGAUAAGAGAUAAAUUUUGGUUGCUGAAGGCUCGUCGAAAAAUUAAAAGUGUUCUGUACAAUUGCAAUGUCUGCAAGAUAUUUCGAACUAAACCUGUCAUGCAAGAUAUGGCACCUCUCCCACCAGACAGAUGCCGAGAAGCCUUUCCGUUUGAAAACUCCAGGAUAGAUUACGCGGGUCCACUGUACGUGAAAAGUGGAAAAGAAUUAUCUAAGACAUACGUUUUACUGUUUACCUAUGCGGUAACUAGAGCCGUGCAUUUAGAACUUACGGCUGACCUUUCCACAGAAAAAUUUUUGCUUGCAUUUAGACGGUUCAUAGCGAGAAGAGGUUUCUGCCGAAUAGUGUACACCGAUAACGCCAAAACCUUUAAAAAAGCGAAAAAAGAAUUAGAGAUAUUGAACGAGGUGAUGAAAAGCAAUAAAGUUCAAGACGAGUUCUCUAAACAGGGAGUCAAAUGGAAAUUUAUAGUUGAGAGGGCGGCAUGA